AUACAUAUCUGAGCCGACUGCAUUUAAAAAGGGCUAAAAACUGCUCUGGCCCAAAUCUGUAAAACGGAUUUGAGCCAACACUGUUUUGACAGAGACUACCUGAUGUGGACCACAUCCGAAAUACUUUUCUCAAACUGUGUGAAGAACUCCGUGGAAUAAACAUUUUCAUUUCUACAUUUUUUUUCUAUCUAGAGCAUGAGAUAAAUGCAUUGUCAUUAAGCUGAGCAAUAUUAUCAGUGUUUAAAAACUAUACAGCAACAUUUUGUGAUGCUAUCCACACUAUUCCUUCACCCCACUGGGAUUAAUUUAACUAUUUUACUUCUAACCGGAAGUUUCACCCACAUUAAUUUCUACAGCAGCACCCCCAGGAAUAAGGUGGAAUUAAUUACAGUACAGGUCCGUUUGAGCUCCGUUUUAGGUUCGUUUUACGACAGCGCCAAGUGAACGUUGGGUCUCGCUUGACUGUCGUCUUGCAGGUACGGUUCACAUCCGUACUACGGACUUCAGCCAGAAGCGCCAAAAAAAAAAAAGAUCAUCAAACCAACUGUCAACGCAGAAUUAUCUGACCAGCUACGCUACCACACAUGCUGAAAACAUGAUGCAAACUGUUGAGACGAAGACAUUUUGUGGAGUAAUUUUCCUCGACGAGGACACUACAGAAGUUGUGCCGAGGUCAUGGGUUAAAGGUGAUGAAUGUUUUUGGCCAACAUUCAUUUCUGAGGAAAAAACCCAAAAGGCCAUAAAGAGACAUGAAAUGCCAGGCCCUGGCUGGAAAAUCUUCAGAAUAAGAACACUCUUUGAAAAAGUAGAUGACUUCAGUAAGGCAAGGCAAAAGCUGAAGGACUACAACAGAAAUGGAACGGCAGUCCUCCAGUCAGAGGAAGAGGGCUCAAUGACAAAAAGGAGAAGAAAAGCGACACGUUACCCAGGAUUUGAAAACGGAAGUACUGACUCUGAACCUGAGCAGACUCCAAAAAGAAGACCAGAGUCUCGGCCUCAGCCUCUCCCUAUUAGCGCUACCCUUCCUAGUCUCCCUCCAGCCCCCCUCUUGGACAUCGCAGUGGACAUGGGUCAGAAGUCUCUGGACAACACAGGACAGGGAACCUAUACAGACAUAAGCUGGAAUGUGAGGAGGGAGUCAGACCACUUAAAUGUAAUCAAUAGCUCAGCGCACCAGUCAACACCACCACCACCUCAACACUUGAGUCCAGGGUUUGACAUUAAUAUGGACUUCCCCUAUUCACAUGCUAGCAUUGGUGGAGAGCCUGGAGGUCACCUCCUCUUUAAGCCAACCUUCAGAGUUGGCCAUGAAACAGGACCAAUUCCUUGCACACCGGCUCAGCUACAUGGCCUAUUGCUUUUGGAAAACCUAAAGCAGCAAGUUGCCCAACUCGCCACCACCGUGAACCUGCUCAUGGCCAAGGUCAAUAACGGCCUCCAACCAGCAGCCUUUGAGUGGUCCGGAGAAUUUCAAUUCCCCCUGGAAUCAGAUGCAGAGCUGGACCGCUUUGAGGCCUGGCUGGUGGACCCUGCCAAUGAUAGGCAGAAACAUGCCCUUGUGUCUACCCUGUCUGCUGUUGGGGGUGUAGAUUUGAAGAGGGUGACAUGGAACAUUCUGUCAUACCUGUUUUCUUGCCCCCUUUCCCGAACAAUUAAUUGGAAGGGUGUGAACAAGAAGAGGGCCUUCCACAGGAUGGCAUCACGGACCCUCCUCAGCCGUGCAGUGCGCAAAUGCGCACUGACAGCAUCUGCAACAGAAGCUGAAAUAUGGAGGCAUGCAAUAAGGUGGUUUGCCCUUUCGGCGGACAGGAGUGGAGGGCGCCAGGAGAGACUGGCGCGUCAGCAGCAGGAGCAGCAACCACAACAGCUGCCACAGCACCCACCUGAUUUUGUUUAAGUGCAUGUUUUUUUUUCAUGUUGUGUUAAUAGC
Paramisgurnus dabryanus is the source of this 1930-nucleotide messenger RNA. The record is from RefSeq and is a predicted model, not a curated record. NCBI's taxonomy places the organism in Eukaryota, Metazoa, Chordata, Actinopteri, Cypriniformes, Cobitidae.